Molecule: messenger RNA, 993 nt
Organism: Quercus robur (English oak)
Lineage: Eukaryota; Viridiplantae; Streptophyta; Magnoliopsida; Fagales; Fagaceae
Product: ubiquitin-like protein ATG12
Exons: 5
Coding region: 273-581 (102 amino acids)
Biological process (GO): C-terminal protein lipidation; autophagosome assembly; autophagy of mitochondrion
Cellular component (GO): Atg12-Atg5-Atg16 complex; phagophore assembly site membrane; cytoplasm
Source: RefSeq, a predicted model, not a curated record
CAAAAUCCCCAAAACUAUUCGGUGAACCCACCCAUAAAAUCCCAGCCUAACCCGAAAAUUGAGAGAGGAAGAGGAAGAGGAAGAAGUAGACCAAGAUUGAGAGGGAGAAGGAAAUUGAGGUUUGAAAAAUAACAAACGGAAAGCCCAAUUCGGCCCAAACACUAAGCCCAUAAACCUUGGAACCAAUAAAACUUGCCGUGGAAAUAGCAAUUUACCCACAUCUGAGUCUGACCCGAAACUCGUUCUUUGUUUGUUUUCAGAGGAAAAUAACAAUGGCAGCUGAGUCUCAGUCUCCGAGUUCUGUUAAAAAAGUGGUUGUUCAUCUGAGAGCCACUGGUGAUGCUCCUAUUCUCAAACAAGCGAAAUUCAAGAUACCUGGAACUGACAAGUUUGCUAAAGUAAUUGACUUUCUACGCCGACAACUUCAUCGGGAAACAUUGUUUGUCUAUGUCAACAGUGCAUUCUCUCCAAACCCAGAUGAAUUGGUGAUUGAUCUGUAUAAUAUGCAUAGCCCUAAUACAAGUUCAAAGUGGAAUAAGGAGUUCAGUUUGAAGGCAAUUAGAGAAAAGUGGAAUACAUAAACAUCAUUUUGGGGGAGAAAGGCAUCAAUAAGAGUACUGUGAAUAUUGUGUUAGUUUUUCUAAUAAGCAAGGAGUUGAAAUAUUAGUUAUUUCUGUAGAUUGUUUUUAUGUUAAGCUCAUGAUGUCACACCAUUGGGUAAUGAGUUCUGACUCUUCCAACUAGAAUUUAGACUAUUCUUUGGGACUAACCCUAGGGAUUUAUGUUUGAACUUCCUUUGUGUGUGGGAUGAGAGACUGCACAUGUUUGAGGAUUAGUUUGGUGCUUGAAGAGCUUAACACAUCUCCUUAGUGCACAUGCACACACGCACACACACACAUGCAUGCGCACUAGGAAGAGGGGUUCCCAUGUGGUUAGCAAAAACAGUGUAAAAAACUUAAUUCUCUGCUUAUGUAUUAAAUUUCAUAGCUGCUC